This is a messenger RNA of Hevea brasiliensis (rubber tree), 5458 nucleotides long. Its product is annotated as pentatricopeptide repeat-containing protein At5g62370. Gene Ontology annotation, molecular function: protein binding. Lineage: Eukaryota; Viridiplantae; Streptophyta; Magnoliopsida; Malpighiales; Euphorbiaceae. The record is from RefSeq and is a predicted model, not a curated record. The coding region runs from base 1 to 3006 and encodes 1001 amino acids. The transcript is spliced from 7 exons.
AUGAUAAGGCAGAGGCCUGCUUCUUGUUACUCCUACUUCAGAACCACAAAGAGAGCGAUGGUAAUAUGUACUGUCCCUCUACAACCGCCACCAAUUCCCAAAAAUCUAAACAACCAUAAUUCUCUCUGCCUCUCCUUAGCCGAUGACCUCCUUCGACGCGGCCGCUUAUCUUUGGCCCAGCAAGUUAUCCAGAGAAUCAUUGCCCAUUCUCCCACCGUCUCUGAUGCUAUCUCCGCUGUUGAUUUCGCUGCUGGCCGUGGGAUGGAGCUUGGUGUCGGUAUUUAUGGUGCCUUCGUUAGGAGAUUGAUAGAAUUGGGUCAGUCCAAGCUGGCCUACGCUGUCUACUGUGAUAAUGUAAUUGCUAAAGGUAUUGACCUGGACUCUGGUAUUAUUAAUUCCAUGGUUAUUUGCUUGGUUAAGUUGGGGAAAUUAGAGGAUGCAGGUAUUUUUUUUUAUAACCUUAUUGGAAGUGGUAGUGUGCCCUGUCAAGCUGCUUGUAAUGCUCUUUUUAGAGAGUUUUGUAUGCAAGAGAUGUUUUUGGAGGCGUUUGAUUGUUUGGUUAGCAUUAGCAAGGCUAAGAUAAGGUUGGGCAUGCGGUGUUACAAUGUUUUGAUUGAUGGAUUGUGUUAUAAAGGGCAGGUAGGUGAAGCGAUGAAAGUUUUCGAUAUAAUGCGUGAAAGAACUGGAUUCUUGCCAACUCUUCAUAAUUAUAAGUCACUAUUCUAUGGGCUUUGUAAGAGAGGAUGGGUUGUGGAGGCAGAGUCUGUUUGUGGAGAGAUGGAAGAACAUGGUUUCUUUUUGGAUAAGGUUAUGUAUACUUCCCUAAUGAAUGUUUAUCUUAAGGAUAAGAAGAUCAAAAAGGCAAUGAUGGUUUUUUUGAGGAUGCUAAAGAUGGGUUGUGAUCCGGAUACUUUUACUUAUACUGCUUUGAUUCAAGGAAUUUUCAAGAUGGGUCAUUUUGAUAAAGGGUGGAUGUUAUACAAUCAAAUGAAUGAAUCCAGGAUGCUACCUGAUGCAGUCACUUACCAUAUUCUGAUCAGUAAUUAUUGCAAGGCCGGGAAAGUGAUUUGUGCUACAAUGCUUUUGAAUAACAUGGCUUGCUGCAAUUUGGUUCCCAGUGUGCACAGUUAUACAGCUUUAAUGGCUGCACUUUACAAGGAUAAUAGGUUUACUGAAGUUGAUGAAGUGUACAAAAGUAUGCUGAACUGUGGGGUCAUUCCAGACCAUGUGUUGUUUCUUAUUCUCAUGAAGAAUAGCCUGAGGGGGAAUGAGCUUCAACUCUCCCUGUUGAUGUUGCAGGAUAUUCUUAAGCAUGGGUGUGGUUUGGACCCAUCUUUGCUCUCAGGUUCUACUAAUGUAAAUCCAAUGAUAAAUUUGGAACAAGAAAUUGAGUUCCUUCUUGAGAAAAUUAUAAGAAGCAACUUGAAUCUAGCUAAUGUGGCCUUCGGUAUCUAUAUAACUGCCUUGUGUGAGAGAGGAAAGAUAGAUGCUGCUUUGUUGUGCUUGAGGAAAAUGAUAGAUGUUGGGUGCAGUCCCUUGCCUUUUACUUUCAACUCCUUGUUCAAAUGCAUUCGCCAGGAUGGGCAUUUGGAGCCUUUUGAACCUCUUAUUGACAUUAUGCAAGAGUGGGGCAUAGUUCCUGACUUGGCAACUUAUUUGAUAAUGGUAAAUGAAUAUUGUAAAUGGAAGGAUCUUACAUCAGCAUUCCAUGUUUUGGAUCAAAUGGAGGAGAGGGGACUGAAACCUAGUGUUGCUAUUUACGACUCCAUUAUAAGUUGUCUAAGCAAGGAAAAAAGAAUGUUUGAAGCGGAAACUUUGUUUCAGAGGAUGCAUGAAGCUGGUGUGGAUCUUGAUGCCACUGUGUACACAACUAUGAUCAAUGGCUACUUCAAGAAUGGACAAGCUUUGGAAGCCCACCAAUUGUUUGAAAAAAUGAUAAAAAAUGACGUUCAGCCAAGUUCACAUACUUACACUGCACUGAUAAGUGGUUUAGUGAAGAGUAACAUGACUGGUAAGGGUUGCAGGUAUCUUGACAGGAUGUUGGGAGAUGGUUUUGUGCCAAAUGCCGUCUUGCACACCUCACUUAUCUAUCACUUCCUGAGGAAGGGGGAGUUUGAGUUUGCCUUCCGGCUUGUUGAUUUGAUGGACAGCAGCCAGAUUGAACUUGACGUUAUCUUUUACAUUGCCCUGGUCAGUGGCCUUUGCAGAAAUAUUGUUGGUGUCAAGAAGAGGUGCAAGAUAAACAGAACAUCUGAGACCAAGAAGGCAAGAGAAAUGCUGCUCCAGUUGCUACAUCAGAGAAAAUUUGUGCCUAGGGAAACCAUUUUAAGAUUUCCUGCUGAUUCUUCUGAACAUAUAAAAUGCUUUGCAUUGGAGCUCAUGCAUAGAAUAAAAAGGACCAAGUUUAUGCCUAAUUUAUACCUCUAUAAUAGUAUAAUUUUUGGAUUUUGUUGGGCAGAUAGGAUUGAGGAUGCAUACAAUGACUUUGAAUUGAUGCAGAAGGAGGGUAUAUGUCCAAAUGAAGUGACUUUUACUAUACUUAUUGGGGCAUACGGUAGAGCUGGUCAAAUUAAUCGUGCUAUAGAGUUGUUUAAUUUGAUGAACGCAGAUGGUUAUAGACCUGAUAAAGUCACAUACAACACUUUAUUGAGAGGCCUUUGCAAGGCUGGUAGAGAGUUAAAUGCUUUGUCUCUCGUAUCUGCAAUGCACAAAAGGGGGUUCCUCCUAAACAAGGCUUCUUAUGAAAAUUUACUCCGCUGUUUCUGUGCUUGUUACUUGAGCAUUCCUGGCUUCAAAAUAUUUGAAGAUAUGCUUGCUCAUAAUUAUGUUCCUCGUCGGUAUACUGCUAACUGGUUGCUUUGCAUCCUAUGUAAAGAAAAGAAGCUGAAUGAAGCCCAUAAGUUGUUGGAUACGAUGCAUAAGAGAGGUAAGUUUCCUGAUGCAUUGACAGGGAGGAUCCUGAAGCAAGCAUCUUAUCUAGAUACUGCCCCAGAAAUGGCGCCAUAAUUCCUUUCACUCAGAGCCUCAAAGUUUGAAUGAGAUGGUUAAAGGAUGGUUUCAUUCUCAGAGACAUCCCUUGCUUAGCUUUUUUUGUUCCAAAUUUACUUCCAUACCUUCAUCUGUAACAGAAUAGCCAGUCAUAUGCUAUUUUUCAAGUAUGCAAAUUCACUUCCCUGGUCCUUAACAACUUAGUUUAAUUUGCUGCUCAUUUUAUAUUUUUAAAAAUUUUAUUGUGAAGGGAAGCCUUUGCUUUUCUAGAAGAUGUGGUCGUGCAAAAAGUAAGUGAACCAUUAAAUUAAAUGUGUUGCUUGUCUUAAUUCUCUGAGCUUUAUUGCAUUCAGAUUGUUGCCUAGGAAGACAGUCCUAGAGGAGUACAUUUUUGGCCUGCAUGGUUGAGAAAAGGUCUAUUUCAAGCCCAGAUCAAUAAAGGAUUGUGACUUUGAGUGGUUUUGUCCUGAUGAAUUAUAUCAUAGCAUUGAUGUUAGGCUUGAUGUUAUCCACUGAGUCACUAAGAUAUGAUGUAUGCAUCAUGGAAAGUACAUCAGAAAUUUGUAAAAAUGGGAAAGCCAAGAAGAUAAAGGCUUUUCAGCCUCAGCGGUGGCCCCCUAGAGAUGCUCCUAUUAGUUGGUAUACAACUGUUGCUCUGGAGAAGAUGAACAACAUGGAGCCAUUUACCUCACUUCCUUUUCACAUCGUUUAGCUGAAGAAAUAAACAACCCUGAAUACCAAGUGCCCUAAGAUUUAAGCCACAUAUUAUGAAGCUAAGUGAGUCCAUAGUUGAUAAAUUGCAUGCACAAGGUCACUUCAUCUUCAUGGCAAUACACCUUCAUUUCAAGAUGGACAUGCUGGCAUUGGCUGGGUACAGUCUCAUUCAAUCUUCUCUAUUUGUUGAGAAUUAUUGUGCAUUAGCAUAUAUGAAAGGUUGGCCUAAAAUGUGUGUUAUUAUCUGAUAAUUUAACCAGGCACUGUAAGGUUUGCUUCAAGGUAAACUGUCUCCAGAACUCACUGAAGCAUUAGAAGUUGAUAUCUCUUAGAUACAUUGAAUCAGUAACAUGCGUCAUGCAGAUGAUUGACCAUUUUCUUGGAACUUGAAACUUGCUAAACCAAAUAAAAAGGGUACUUCUGUAGUUCUCCUUACUUGUUAUGAUUAUUUCACAUAUCAUGGCUUGGGUGUUUAAAGACAUAAAGUAUUGGGUGCUAAAGUUAAUGAUCAGUUUCUUUAUGAUUAAAUUACUGUUUCCUUUUUCUUUAAUUUUCUUGAUAUUUGAGCUACCUUAGCAUUCUUGCUGGUGGUCUUGAACUGAAGGAAUUACCCAGUUCAUGUCAUUUGAUUUAUGUAGAGGUUUGGUCAUGCAUUUGGUGAACGAUUUUAAUUUAUGCACAUGGUUCAAUAAAUUUUGUUCUUCUCAUGGAACAUUUUACUGUCUGACUUCAAGGAUUAUUCAUUAACAUUUUUUUAACAGCCUAUGGUGGGUUUGGAAUUCUUAUAACUAAUAGGGUGAUUUUGCGGGUGUGCGAAUAUUGUAGAAAAAAUAAUGUUUGGGCUUGAAUGUUUUGCAGACAUUUGACAUAUUUAACCCUACAUAGCAAAAAAUGUUGAAGAAGUAUCGCAAGGAAAACUUUGCUGAGAAAAGACUUGUUUAUAGUGAAAGGAAGGCCAUUGGAAAAUGCCCUGUGACUCCAAAAGAGGUUGGUCUUAUCUUACAUGCAAUGGGGUUUGACAAUUCCAACCGGAUAUAUCUAGCAGCUGGUGAGCUAUUUGGUGGAGAAAGAUUUAUGAGUUAAAGCCCUGUUCCCUUGACUUGAGAAUCACAGUUCUGUUGACCCACAGUGGAGCUAGCCACGAACAAUAGUGGAUUGUUAGGAUCUGCUGUGGAUUACUUGGUUUGUCUCCUUGCUGACAUUUUUAUGCCUGCAUAUGAUGGACCAAGCAAUUUUGCCAACAUUCUCCUAGGUCACCGCCUCUAUAUGGCUUCCGGAUUACCAUUAGAGCUGACAGGAAAGGUCUUGCCCCAAUUUUCAUUGAUCGAGAGAAUGGACAUACAGCUGGUUUUGAAGAAGCUGUUAGGCAUGUUAUGCUCAAAACAAACUUUGGUGGUCCUCGCAAGUGAGUUUCACCUGAAUCGUUUUAUACAAUGCCUGGUUUUAGAGAGCAUUGUAAUUUCAUAUUUGGCAUUAUGAGCAUGAAAGAUGACAAGGACUGGGAUGAGAAAGCUAAGGGUAAGAAUUGAAAGAUUUGCUACACUUGAUUAGUUAGAAUGCGACGGAGAAGUCUUAUUCAGAAUUUUGGAUGCAUCAUAGGCGAUACUCAGAUUAUUUGAAGGAAGGAUAGGCAGUUAGGAGCUGAUAUUUUUAGCAUUAGGUAGGCUACAAGAUAAUCUCAUAAAGCAUAAUAUUAUUAGAAAGACUGAAUAUUGAUAAUGCAAUUCACAAGGAAUUCAAAUUUUAAUGGUUCUUA